UAAACAUCUCCGUCUCCGAAACGCUUUCACUUCCUCAAAACCCUAGCGGCCACAGAUCAAACCCAAGCUUCGGUCCAACUAGGGUUUUUCAGAGUCCAAGCUACAACCAUGGCUGACGUUGAAACCGAUGUGGCGGCGGCAGGAGUGCCGAAGAAGAGAACAUUCAAGAAGUUUAGUUUCAGAGGGGUCGAUUUGGACGCCCUCCUCGACAUGUCCACAGACGAGCUCGUCAAGCUCUUCAGCGCCCGUGCGCGCAGAAGGUUUCAGAGGGGGCUGAAGCGGAAGCCCAUGGCCCUGAUCAAGAAGCUUCGCAAAGCGAAAAGGGAAGCCCCAGCUGGUGAGAAGCCAGAACCAGUCCGAACCCACCUUCGGAACAUGAUCAUAGUUCCCGAAAUGAUUGGAAGCGUUAUCGGCGUCUACAAUGGCAAGACCUUCAAUCAGGUUGAAAUCAAGCCUGAAAUGAUUGGGCAUUAUCUUGCAGAAUUCUCAAUCUCCUACAAACCUGUCAAGCAUGGUAGACCUGGUAUUGGUGCCACCCACUCGUCAAGGUUCAUUCCUCUCAAGUGAAAUCGUUACCGGAAACCUAUAUGUUUAGUCUUUUUUUUUCUGAGAAGCUUUAUGUUGAUCAAAUUUUUGUUUGUUUCUCCGGCUAUGUUUUAAUGUUUCUAUGCUGAUGAACCCUUUAAUUAGAUGAAAGAACUUCAGCUUAUACUCUUCUGCAAAGCUGGUGCCUUUGGUGU
Molecule: messenger RNA, 740 nt
Organism: Corylus avellana
Lineage: Eukaryota; Viridiplantae; Streptophyta; Magnoliopsida; Fagales; Betulaceae
Product: Ribosomal protein S19 family protein
Biological process (GO): ribosomal small subunit assembly; translation
Cellular component (GO): cytosolic small ribosomal subunit; ribosome
Molecular function (GO): RNA binding; structural constituent of ribosome
Source: RefSeq, a predicted model, not a curated record